CUGUCUGUCAGAUAAACAAAUAAAAUCUUGAAAACAAACCAGCCUAUCCCCAGCAUCCAGGGGGCAAACAGCAGAUAUUUGCCAGGUUCCAGAAGGCCUGACAAACCCUUCAGAAACCCAAUAGCCGACAGAUGGUAGACACCUUUGACUUUCGGGAAAGUGCAGUCAGUCCCCUUGCCGGCUCUGUUCCUGUCCUCUCAGACGGUCACCUUCCUGGGCCUGUUGCUCCCCUCCUGUGUGCAGGCGACCAGGACGGGCAGGGCCGCCGGCAGGACGGAGUCUCAGUUGCAGGUUGUUUGUGAAGUGGGCUGCUCUCCGGGAGGGCGUUCUCGCGUCCGAGGGAGGCUGAUUCGGCGGUGCCCGCCGUAAGGGCCGUGAUACGAGAGGCUGGACCCCAGCAGCCGCUCGGAGGGGGUAGUGUGGGGUCAGAAAGGAGCGAAGAGGCUGUCAUGCGGCUUCUGAGCGGGGGCUGGGCCUGCUCGGGCAAAGUGCCGCAGAGCCAGCCCGGCGGAGAAAGUCAGCUGGACCGUGGUCCCAGCCAGGCUCGACUGCUGGCUCUGACACCAGCGGCACAGAAGCUGGUGGCACAAGGUGGGAGAAGUGCAGGCUGCCCAGUGGAGGUGGACGGCAAUCGGCGGGCACGGGGGCCACGUCGGGGUUUCUCCUGGAACGAAGAUCCCCAGCGUCGAGCCGGCAGGAGCCUGGAGCAAGAAGACAUCUUUGAGCGGCGCCAUGCAGACGGGAAGGUUUCAGGGGAGUGGUGCGGUCUGCUGCAGGGACGGCUUGCUGGAACACCGGGGAGACAGGCAGAGUCUGGCGGUGGCGUGAGUGUUGGGUCGGUUCUGGUGCGGCUGGAAGGAUGUAGCCACCCGGUUGUCAUGAAAGGCUUGUGUGCCGAGUGUGGCCAAGACCUGACCCAGCUGCAGAGCAAGAACGGGGGGCAGCAGGUGCCUCUGUCCACAGCCACGGUGUCGAUGGUGCACAGCGUCCCCGAGCUCAUGGUGAGCUCCGAGCAAGCUGCGAAGCUGGCAAAGGAGGACCAGGAGCGGCUGCACCGGAACAGGAAGCUGGUGCUCAUGGUGGACCUGGACCAGACGCUGAUCCACACGACAGAACAGCACUGCCAGCAGAUGUCCAACAAAGGCAUCUUCCACUUCCAGCUGGGCCGGGGCGAGCCGAUGCUGCACACCCGCGUGCGCCCGCACUGCAGGGAGUUCCUGGAGAAGAUCGCCCGGCUGUACGAGCUGCACGUCUUCACGUUCGGGAGCCGGCUGUACGCCCACACCAUCGCAGGCUUUUUAGACCCCGAGAAGAAGCUUUUUUCUCAUCGAAUAUUAUCAAGGGAUGAGUGUAUUGACCCAUUUUCUAAAACGGGGAACCUCAGAAAUCUCUUUCCCUGUGGAGACUCCAUGGUUUGCAUUAUUGAUGACCGAGAAGAUGUCUGGAAGUUUGCCCCCAAUCUGAUCACCGUGAAGAAAUACGUCUACUUCCAGGGCAUAGGGGACAUCAACGCCCCCUCUGGGUCUCGGGAGUCCCAGGCGAGAAGGAAAGUAACUCCAUCUCCGAGAGGGGCCGACGUUCCAGAACAAGCUCUAUCUGUCAGGGAGACCGAGGAGAGCCGGCCAGGCUCUGGGGUUGAGCAGAGUAAUGGUCUUGGGAAGCCCACGAGGGAACUCAACGGGAGCGCUUCUGCUCGGGGGGACUGGCCCCUGCCUGGGCAGGAGGAGGAGAGAGGCAGUCGACCCACGGCCCGUGGCCCCGUGGCUGACGGCAGGGGGCCCCUUGUGUGUGCUCAGCAGCCUGAUCGGACACUGCCGGAAAAGCGGGCUGCUCAGGGCACAGCAGGCGGUGACCUGGACUUUGACCUUUCCAGUGACAGCGAGUCAGACGCCCAGUCAUUGUCUGACGGUGAAAGUGGGGAGAAGAGGAGCCUGGAAAGGCCUCAGGGAGCACAAGGUGCAGGGAAGGUGGUACAGCGGGGCGGCCCACCCGGCCCAGGAGGGGAGAGGCCAUGCGGAGAGCCGGCCCCGGGCCUGCACCCCGACAUGCAGGAGGAGGGUGAGCGGGACGGCCUCUGUGGGCUGGGCGGCGGCUCUGCCGACCGGAAGGAGGCUGAGACCGAGUCACAGAACAGCGAGCAGUCAGGUGUCACAGCAGGCGAGUCCCUGGACCAGAGUGUGGAGGAGGAUGACGAGGACGAGGAUGACGGGGACGGGGACGACCACCUGGUCCACCUGGAGGACAUCCUCGCCCGAGUGCACUCUGACUACUACGCCAGGUACGACCGGCAUCUCCUCGGGGACAGCCCGGAGGCCCCCGACAUACGGAAGAUUGUCCCGGAGCUCAAGAGCAGGGUGCUGGCCGACGUCGCCAUAAUAUUCAGUGGGCUGCACCCGACGAACUUCCCGAUCGAGAAGACGCGGGAGCACUACCACGCCACCGCCCUCGGAGCCAAGGUCCUCACGCAGCUGGCGCUGGACCCCGGCAGCCCCAACAGGGCCACCCACUUGAUCGCGGCGAGGGCAGGCACGGAGAAGGUGCGCCAGGCCCAGGAGUGCGGGCAGCUGCACGUGGUCAACCCCGACUGGCUGUGGAGCUGCUUGGAGCGCUGGGACAGGGUGGAGGAGCAGCUCUUCCCGCUCAGGGAUGACUACGGCCGAGUGCAGAGGGAGGAUGGCCCAGCAGCCUUUCCCGACAGGCAGGGCGCACUACCGGCUGCCUUGUUCCAGCCGACGCCUGUCCAUCCCCGGGCCCAGGCUGGGCCGGAAGUUCGCAUCUAUGACGCCAACACGGGCAAGCUCAUCCGGAAAGGCGCUGCGGGCCCCGGGCCCCCUGGCUCCCUGGCAGUGCACGCGGAGCACUCCUCCUUCAGAGUGGUUCAGCCGCCGCGGCAGACGCUUGCUCAGGAGCUGCCCGACCGCCGACCCGGAGAGCAGCCCGGCCCCAGUGGACGGAAGCGACAGCCCAGCAUGUCAGAGACAAUGCCGCUGUACACGCUGUGUAAGGAGGACUUAGAGAGUAUGGACAAAGAGGUGGAUGACAUCCUAGGAGAGGGCAGUGAUGACAGCGACAGUGAGAAGAAGAGGCCAGAGGAGGAGCGGCAGGAGCGGCCCCCACCCCGGGAGCCCCAGGCCACGCUGCAGGCCACGCCUUGCGGGGAGAGGACCACCACAGGCAGCCGGGGGCCCAGGGGCCACAAGCGUAAGCUGCCCGAGGAGGACGCCGGCAGCGUGUCCAGCGGGGAGUCCAGCGGGGAGGACGAGGAGGGCAGCAGCUCGGAGGCGGAUGAGAUGGCCGCGGCGCUUGAGGCAGAACUCAACGACCUCAUGUGACCUGUGGGGCACAGGGCGGGCGGGCGCUCCGUCCCCGCAGGGCUCCAGCAGCGUCGGCCCUCAGAUGUUCUCUCUUCUCCAGAAAGACGUGUGUAUUUGCGGAGCUCCACAUACAGAACCACAUAAUUUUGCAGAAAUAGGUGUUUUUAGAGGUUUUGCUAUGGAAAGUCUACUUUUCUAAGGGACGGUGUCCCGGGAGGCGGGGUGCCGCCGAUGUCGCCGCCCCCUGCACAGCCUGGUGCGGAUCGGGCAGGCGGGACGCGGGCGGCAGCCAGAGUGCACAGUGGGGGCCGGGCGGCGGGGGGCGCGGGGUCCUCCCCCGGGACUCAGGUGUAAAGUUUUGUAUAUCGAUCUCGCGUUGACCCACCGAGCAGAUUUCUCUUUCACUGAAUAAAACUCCUUUUUGUAAGUUUGUUCUGGUGCGCUGCAGCAGGAGCGGCUGGCGCCCGGCCUUCCCCGCGGCCUGGGGGGCCGAGAGCGCUGCGCGUCCAGCCGCUGCGGGUGUCGCUGGGAGAACAGACCUGCCUCAGUCCUGCAGGCCGUCCCGUGGGACUGACUUCGCGGUACUUGGAGCGAGGCGUUGAGAACGCGGAGGGUCUCCGUCAUUGGCCGCUCUCAGGUGACAAGCGCUGGAUCUGAGAUACCCCAGGACCCCAGGCAGCUCCGAGCCUAUCCGAGAAGCUGGAGAACGGUUCAUCACACGGCGUGUCCCCCACACAGCCUGAUGGUACCUGGUCCCUGGCGCUGGGUCCGGGUCUGACCCGUGGGCCCUUGCGUUCAUGCAGCUCCAGGAGGAGCUGGUACAGCGCCCAGAGAUUUCUGGGUGCGAGCCUUGGUCACGCUGCCCGUGGGGGUGGUCUCACCACCUCCUCUGAGAUGGCCCGUACAGCACCUCCUGUCAGCGGCGGACUCUGGGCUGCAGGUGACCCGGCAUGUGUUCGUGAACCUCGGCAACAGUCUGAGGUGUUGCUCAAAGACGCUGUUGGCGGAGUGCACCUUCUCCAGCAUAGAUCAGCUGCGCGAGCCUCUCCUCCCCAUUUUCUGGACCACUCGCGGAGUCCGCGGUAACAGGCUGGGUUAAGACUGUGUGCCGUGCGCACUGCCUUCGAGCGCAGGUAACAGAAUCACGGCUCUGCUCAGGUAACCGUGCCAUGAUACUCACUUGUCGGAGAAGCGAUGGACGGAGCUUCAGGUACAGCUGGUUCUAGGUGUUCACUGGCCACUCAGGCAUCAUUAAGAACCUGAAUCCCCCUCCAGGAGUUUGGGCUAUCGCUCUGCUACUUGCACUCAGUGGGUCUUCACACAAUGGGGCAUGAUGCUCAGAUCCCGUCUGCACGUCUGGUGCCGGGCAGGGGGAGUGUGGGGGUGUCACCCUGCGCACAGGAUGGGCGGGCGGGCAGGCACACGUCCAGCAAUCGAGGCACCGCCGUGGCCGUGUUCUCCAGGAGGUGAGCGUAGCUGUUGAUUUCCUCUCUCCGCAACGGCAGUAAGGGCGGUGUGCAGGGCCUGGCGUGGGAAGGAGGAGCCUCUGUAACGCGCACCGCGAUGCAGACCCGGAGGCAGGGCAGCGGUGCUGAAGCGCAGAAGCUGGAGGUUUCCGCCUUAAACGCCAGACAGCCUCAGGCCAUGGUUUCUGAAAGGGCUCGGGUGCUGAUCGGUAGCUGUGAUAAAAAGGGUGUGAGCAGAGGCCGUGGGGCUGGCCCUGGGCUGCUGCCGGUAGGCACAUGUGGGUGACCUUGUGGGCUCCCGAGUGGCAGGUGGGGGCCCUGCGCACCCAGGAGGGUGGGGACAGAAGUAGUGUCCUUCUCGGGUGGUUGGGCCCCUUCCUGCAGGUCCUGGAGGGAGACAAGGCCACUCCUCAGUGCUCAGAUACCCCGGUAUCCCAAGCACCCCAGUAAGCAACGGGAAAAUGACUGUGGCCGGAUUUGAGGGAAAGACCCGGACCUGGUGUUACCAGGAAGGAAAAACCACAGCCUUGGGACCACGAGAAGCUGGUCUGGGGAGGGAAGGCGAGGCCCAGCCGUAAGCUAAACUGAGCAGGAGAACACACAGGUCGGCCAGUUGUUGCCACGAAGGACGCCCGUGUCGUGAGUUCAGCUGCUAGGCCGGGGCCGUGACGCUGCUCGGGCUUCUCCCGCAGCCUCAAGGUGCUCGACUCUCUGCCAGGUGGUGGUUUCCUCUGGGCGCCGGGAAUUGACUUGGCCGGGAGCAGGCGUCCACGUGGGGACGUGCCCUGUGGGACAGCUGGGCAGGAACACGGCUGGGGGUGCCCUCGAUGGCCUGCCCCAACCAUCUGGCCUUCGGUGUACUUGUUUCAUAACGUGUCUGUGCCCUAAAUGAACAAAACUACCUUUUAAACAGACUCCAGCCCUCCUGCCCCCGGGAGCCUGGGUGGGGGAGCUGUGGGGCUCAGGGCCUCCCCCGCUGCAGCAGAGGGGUGGUGGGUGGGGGAGCGGGCUGAGGCUGUGGGUGGGACCGGCGACUGCCGUCUGCUCAGGGGACACAGAGCCUGUGCGUCGUCUUCCGAAGCUGCAACAGGAGACUCAGCCGCUUCCCUGCAUGUCAGGUUGGGAGCUCUGUGGUCCGGAGAAGGGCCGUAAGGAGAUGUGUGCUGGGGAAUGGGAAGAGAGGUCUCUCGGUCCACAAGAAACCUUUGCACGAGUAGGUAAUAAAUUCUAGGCCGUUUAUUUACAAACAUUGAAAAAUCAAACUGGAAAUUCAAUGAAAUUUUUCUUCUGUGGGAAAUAGAAUGUUGAAAUUUUGCGUGACUGUGAGUGGAUCUCCCGUCCUGAGUUUUUCAUGUUUCCAAACAGCCCUGCCCCUACCCGGUCUGCAGGCCAUGUCCGGCAGGGGGCACGGAGUCGGGGCCAAGCGGGGACCCCUGCUCCCUGCUCGGCACCGGCCGAGGCUCUGGCCCGGAGGGUUUGCCACUCCGAACGCACUGGGACUUGCACAGCUGUGCACGGGAAGCUUCACGGCGUGGAGUCGUGUCUGUGAAGCCCGGCGCCUGUGCUUGCCUGCGGGUGUGCGCUCGUGCAAGGCCGCAGCCUGGUUUGUACGCACAGCUUUCUGUCCUGAAAGUGCCUCGCAGCUGGAAAACCAGUACCAAGGAGGAGACGAGACACACCCUCACGCCCCCCGGGUCUCACGGUCACACAACAGCCUUUUCUGUACUUGGCUGAAAUCGUUUCCCUUGUUUUUUAAAAUUAAUCUCAUUGCAACCUUUUAACAUACACACAUCAAAGAGGAAGAAAAAUAGCUAGAAUCCUGGCACUAAAUUUAACCACAUUAACAUUUCAAUGUGCUGUUUUAGUCCAUUUAUACAUAUUAUUUUAAUAGACUGUUUUUUUAGAGCAGAACUGAGGGGAAGGUAUGGAGAUUUCCCAUCGUCUUCUGGCCCCCUGAGACAUGCACGGCCUCCCCAUUAUCCGUAUCCCCCGGCAGGGUCGUGCGUCUGUGUCGAUGAGCCCACACGGACGCGUCCUUGAACAGAGUCGUGGUUUGCGUUGGGGUAACGUGGUGGGUGUUCUGUGAGUCCAGACAAAUGGAUGACGUCGUGAACCCACCAUCACAGCACCGAACAGUGGUUUUGCUGCCCUGAAAGUCCUCUACGCGCUCGCUCCCUCCCUCCUAAGCCGUCCCCCGGCGACCUCCGAGGCCCCUCGGUGCCUGUGGUGGUGCCUUUUCCAGGACCCCGAGCGUGCAGCUCCGCAGACCGGCCUCCCCUACCGGGGGACACGCACUCGGUGCCUCCGUGUUUCCAUCUAACCCAGCGCCCAAAUCCAGACUCAGAAAUUUCUAGAGACAGACAAGCUGGUUCCUUUAAAACAUAAUUUCUAAGGGGGAAAAAAGGAAGAAAUGGAGGGACCCUAAUGGUUAAGGAGCCAAGGAGCGCACCAGCCGCUCCCCGCAUGGGGCUUGUUUGGGUCGCGAUACAAACCAACGGCAAGGGGCAGGCACGUGGCCUGACAACGCGGCCUGGGUCCGCGACUCGACCGUCGCUCGUGAGAGGACGAGCUUUCUUGAGAGUCCGUAGUUGUCAGGAACUUCCUGAAGGAGAUGCCUGGGAUUCGCGCCAGACGGACCCACACAGUGGGAGAGACGGGGGUCGGGAUGCGAGCGCUGUCCCCGUGCUUCCGAGCUGACGCUCAGCCUUCCGCACGUCUGCAGUGUCCCCUGCCGAAGGGCGAGCUGCGGGGACGUCAGACACGCACAGAGACACCCCCACCCCCCACUGAGGCGGCCGGCACACAGCCACGGCCCCACCGUCUUUCCAAGUAGGUUUGGGAGCGUUUGCAGCGAAGAGCAGGAGGGCGGCGCGUUGGUGGUGGUCGCUGCAGGGAAAGUCUCCACACGAACUUGUGUGCGGACGCCUUCUCCGUGGGCAGAGCAGCUGCCCCGCGCCGCAAAAUUUGCCCCUAUUUGGCUCCAAAGGGAGACCCUCUUGUCUUUUUUAACCACAGUUUCACGAUCCUCGUGAUUUGAGUUCUGGUGUGUUGUGUGCGGCCUGAGAAGGUAAGUUGGGCUGCCCGAGCCCUCGCGGACCCGAAAGCCGUCUUCGCCGCGCCGCACCAGUCCUCCUGGCUUUAGUCAUCGCCGACACUGGCCCGUCCCAACCGGGUCAGGGCGCGCGGACCCCGAGGCACGCCGAGCCCCACCCACUGUCCCGCCCUUUCCUCCCGGAUGC
This is a messenger RNA of Enhydra lutris kenyoni (northern sea otter), 8019 nucleotides long. RefSeq names its product CTD phosphatase subunit 1 (gene CTDP1). Gene Ontology annotation, molecular function: RNA polymerase II CTD heptapeptide repeat phosphatase activity. Bases 450 to 3332 code for a protein of 960 amino acids. The transcript is spliced from 13 exons. The record is from RefSeq and is a predicted model, not a curated record. Gene Ontology annotation, cellular component: nucleus. NCBI's taxonomy places the organism in Eukaryota, Metazoa, Chordata, Mammalia, Carnivora, Mustelidae.